This is a messenger RNA of Myiozetetes cayanensis, 6522 nucleotides long. It is a transcript of the gene SLC43A2, whose product is annotated as solute carrier family 43 member 2. The transcript has 14 exons. Gene Ontology annotation, biological process: neutral amino acid transport; transmembrane transport. Gene Ontology annotation, molecular function: L-amino acid transmembrane transporter activity; neutral L-amino acid transmembrane transporter activity. Bases 102 to 1790 code for a protein of 562 amino acids. The record is from RefSeq and is a predicted model, not a curated record. Lineage: Eukaryota; Metazoa; Chordata; Aves; Passeriformes; Tyrannidae.
GCCUCGGAGGAGGGAUAAAAAGCCCGGGCGGGACCGGCGCGGAGCAGAGCAGGUGCGGCACCGGCGGUUGAGACUGAAGGAGGCCACCUCUCCAAGCAGCCAUGGCCCCCACACUUGCCACGGCCCACCGCCGGCGCUGGUGGAUGGCGUUCACAGCCAUCAUCGAGAACCUGCUCUUCUCUGCUGUCCUGCUGGGAUGGGGGUCCCUCCUCAUCAUGCUGAAGGCAGAAGGGUUUUAUUCCUACCUGUGCUACGGGCAAGAGGACACCAACAACAGCUCUGAACACGAGAACAGCACAUCUUCAGAGCACAAAUGGCCUUCCUGCAACGCCCAGGAUGAAAUGCUGAACUUGGCCUUCACCAUUGGGUCCUUCCUGCUCAGUGCCAUCACGCUGCCCCUGGGAAUUGUCAUGGACAAGUACGGGCCUCGCAAGCUGCGGCUGCUGGGCAGUGCCUGCUUUGCUGUGUCCUGUGUGCUGAUGGCGUACGGUGCCAGUAACCCAGACUCUCUGUCUGUGCUGAUAUUCAUUGCACUGGCUCUGAAUGGAUUUGGUGGGAUGUGCAUGACCUUCACAUCACUCACGCUGCCCAACAUGUUUGGUGACCUUCGUUCCACGUUCAUUGCUCUGAUGAUUGGCUCCUAUGCUUCCUCUGCUGUGACUUUUCCAGGAGUCAAGGUUAUAUACGACUUUGGGGUCUCCUUCAUCCUUAUUCUGCUUGUCUGGGCAAGCUGUGCAGGACUUGUUUUCCUCAACUGUUUCUUCAACUGGCCCCUGGAGCCUUUCCCAGGACCAGAAGACAUGGACUAUUCGGUGAAAAUAAAGUUCAGCUGGCUGGGAUUUGACCACAAGAUCACUGGGAAGCAGUUCUACAAGCAAGUGACGACUGUGGGGCGCCGUCUCAGCGUGGGGAGCUCCAUGAAGGGCCCCAAGGAGCCGGCAGCCUUGCAAGAGAACAACAAGCUCUGCCUGUCCACGGUGGACCUGGAAGUGAAGUGCCAGCCUGACAGUGCAGCUUCUCCCUCCUUCAUGAAGAGUGUCUUCAGCCCUAUCUUGCUGCUCAGCCUUAUCACCAUGUGCGUCACUCAGCUGCGGCUCAUCUUCUACAUGGGAGCCAUGAACACCAUCCUGGAGUUCCUGUCUGGAGACCAAAGUCAAGUGGCUCUCUACACUUCCAUUUUUGGGGUAUUGCAGCUGCUGUGCUUGCUGACAGCGCCUGUGAUCGGGUGCAUCAUGGAUUGGAGAAUGAAAGAGUGUGACGAUGGCUCGGAAGAGAAUGAGGAGAGCAACGCUGAGCAAAGUGACAAGAAAAAGAAAAAGCGUGACCGUCAGAUCCAGAAAAUCACCAAUGCCACCAAUGCCUUUGUAUUCACGAAUUUCCUGCUGGUUGGAUUUGGAAUCACCUGUCUCAUUCCUAAUCUACCGUUGCAGAUUCUUUCCUUCAUUUUGCACACAAUUGUGAGAGGGUUCAUCCACUCAGCUGUGGGAGGCCUCUAUGCUGCUGUAUACCCCUCUACUCAGUUUGGCAGCUUGACAGGGUUGCAGUCGUUGAUCAGUGCCCUCUUCGCCCUUCUGCAGCAGCCUCUCUUCAUGGCACUGACAGGACCUUUGAAAGGAGACCCUCUCUGGGUGAAUGUUGGUUUGCUUGGCAUGAGCCUCCUGGGUUUCUGCCUUCCCAUCUACCUGGUCUGCUACAGACGCAGGCUAGAGAGAGAAAAAAAGCAGAAGAUGGAAGAUGCCAAACUUUUCUUCAAAAUCAAUGGCACUCCCACUGAGGAAGCCUUUGUUUAAACUGGUGCUUCACAUACAACCUCCCCUGUACAGGUUCCUACCACAUCCGUGGGUUCUACCUGUGGUGUAAGCCAGGAUUUUCCUCCCCUGGCUCUGCCAGUCUUUGCUCCUCACUGGAGUGAGGGCCGGACAUCAUGACUGAGACUUCCUCAGAUGUAUGGCAGGAGGAGACUUCCUACUCCUUACUCCAAAACACGGGACACUUUUUCUUUUUUUUUUAAAGGCCACACAGAUAUUGUGUCUUAAACUAUCCCCUGAUCACACUCUCCAGCAGCAGAGAGUUUGCAUAGGAAAUUGGGGAGAGAAGGAAUAGAGGGAUGGGAGAAGAGGGAAGACAGACCAUAGUUUGAGUUUGCAGAUGUAAGGCAGUGCAGUCUGUUUUCUCCCCCUCUUCCCCCAGCCUUAGCUGACACAGUCUCGGAUGCAAGCUGCGCUCCCUUCCCUCCCUGAGGCUUCAUAAUGGUCUUUCUGCUUGAUGUGUAGCUGGACCCAGUGGUUUUACUGUCUAUCCAGACAUACCCUAGACUGUUUCUGAGGCAGGGAAGGGGAUCUUAUUCCUAUGUGUAUGAGCACAGCUUCAGUGUGUUGCUAAAUGUUGGCUGCUAGCACUGACAGCUCCCAAACCUUUCAUUACUGCAAAUGACACAGACUGUGAGCAAUGGAUCUGCCUUCCAUAAUGAAAACAAGAGCCUAUAGUGGACUGCUGGUCCUAGACCAAGCCUUCAGAGGCCUGGAAUUCUUCUUCCCGGUUCACAAACCACCUGCACGUGUUCUAAACUGUCUGCAGUCCUGGAAUCCUUGAGAUAGGAAGUGGAUCUUGUUUACAGAUUAAGUGCUUUUGAGACUUGUUGCCUUUUGCCUCUUCCCUUUGACAUGACCCUGGGAGGGGAGCAGCAGUGUGUACUUAGUAAAGUGGAGAAGCUUCUUGAACCUGAGUUCUGGAGCUCCAGAUACCUUGGUGUUCACGUGUUGUGAGCUGGAGAAAAAAAAAAUCAAGAGUGCAGAACACUCCUUUGUGUCUGGUAACUGGAUCCUGUGGACACGGCAGGGUGAUGUGGUGAUGUAAUUUUUCCUUUAGCCAUAGCUUAUUUGCAUUGCUCUGACAACAGUCACCAGGUUAGUGUGACUGACAAAAAUGCUGCCAGUUUGGCUGUACUAGGAGCCUUUUUGAUGCUCUGUCUGGACAGAGCAGAUGGUGAUUGAUUGUAUGGUGAAGCCGACUGUCAGAGCAAUACACGUGGGUAAAGGUGCCCCAGGCCUGUUCACCAGGGAGGGAAUACAAAGGGAAUUGUUAACCUGCUUAUUUUUAUAGAGGUCUUGUUUAAAGCAGGCUUUUCUGCCCUUAACCUUCUUGCUGAGGUCGGUAGCUCAGGCCCUGUAGCCUUGUGACUUGUGUUCACGCUGUGGGACCUGCUCGGAGCAGGACUGUGCAGGGGUGAGGAGGAGCAUCGCCAGUGGGAACGCUGGGCUGAGCUGGUGGCUGCAGGAAGGUUGGGCCAGAAACAAAACAGUUAUGAAGAUGUGGUGGUGUUUUACUGCAAAGCCUGGCAGGGAGUAAGUCUGUCAGCUUCUCUGUGUCUGGUUGGAAAAGUACAAGACUCAAUCGCUGUUGGCGCUAAACAGAGGAUUAGAAACAACUCCACGCUCAGACCUUCCUGAGAGAAAUGACCUGGAAACUGGGUGUUAACUCCUCCUCUGACAGCUCGAAGGGUACAGAUGCUCAGCCCAGCCAGGGCUUCACCUUUCCUAAAGAGCAGGCAAGCACAGAGCCUGGGCAGGGCGGCUGGAAGCCCUGCGGGUGCUUUGCCAGCGCAGGAUGAUGAGGCAGCUCCGUGGGACGGCAGCGCCAUCUCGAGUCACUGCUCCCACCAGCAGUUCCGAUGCUGCUCCACGGUACCUUUCAGUCUUCAGCCACUCGAUUCAAAAGGACUGGCCACUUGAGCGUUUGACACAUUUGUGAAUUUUUUUUUUUUUUUUUUCUUAAUGUGUUGCCUUUAUUAAAUGUGGUUGUUCCAAGGCAGACUUAUUGCCUACUGUCAACACUUUUCUGGAACUUGUUGUCUUUUGGUGAUGAUUCAGUGACCUUCCCAGCUUUUCUUUCUUUUGUGUCGAGCAAUAAUUAAGGAGCAGAGUUUUGGUUAAUUUUCCUGUUCACCUGGUGUUGUCUCAAGUACAUGUUUCAGAGACCCACCUGCCUAGGUUUCCAGAGGGCUUUCUGCAGGUUUCUGCAUUUAAUGUUACAAUACUUCUGAAUAUUUUGAGAAGAGUCCUACUCCUGCUCCAAGAUAGCUGAGACACGACAAUGACAGAUUAAGUACCUUUUUUUAGGAAUAGCUCGGGCAGGUGAGUGUCUGAGCCACCAUCCACAGUCUCAGUGUCCUAAAGCAGAGAAGCUGCUGGAGGGUGUCAGUGUGCUAACUCAGCAUUACUUCCACCUCGGUUUCAGAACAUUGAAUGUGAUUGCUUCCACUCCUAUGUCACUUGAAUUGCUGUUAUAAAUGUCUCUGCAAAAUAGUGGAACAGAGUGACAUAUUUUCAUGAAGUCACAGUGGAGUUGCUGCUGCCUUUUAGUUUAGCUGCACAUCCUUCAAAGAACACUUUUAUUUCUGCCAUCUACCUCCCUACUGCAGUUCCCGGUCCCUGCCCUUUAUUAGGAAUACCUUCAAAUCCAGUUUCCUCUGAUAAAAUGUUAGAUAUGUGAGUUUUAGUGUCUCUGCUGAUGUGGCAUGGUGUUUAGAAGCUGCUGGUCAGCUGUGAGGAGCAGAGCUCAUGCCUUGGAGUUGUAGUCCUGGUGGCUACACAGGGAAGUUUUAGCUAUUCAGAGUUGAACAGACAAGUGGUAUCACCCUCUCAGGCCAUGCAACAAACUGUGGGAGUCAUUGCUGCAGAAUGUAGUGGGGAACAGAAGUAUAAAUUCUUUUUUUUUAAAGAGGCUGGUUAAACAAUGCUCUGCAUCCACUAACUCAGGGAGAUUUUAAGUUGCUGUAAAUAAGAGAGUUGUGUCAAGGAAAGAUUGUUGUUCUGUCUACACGUUUCUGUCUUUUAAGAAUUGGUCAAAGAUGAAGAAAACAUGCUGGGCUAAGGUAAAACACUGGUCUGACACUAGUGGGGUUUAAUUUAUUCUGACAGUUGUGAACCAAACUAGUUUUAAAAGCAGUCUCAAACAUAUCUGCAUGCAAGACGUGCAAAUACUCCACUGAUGUGGCAUAACUGCUGCAGUCCUGCACCUCCUGCAGCAAUGGGCCCUUGGAGGGCAAUAUUCUGCCUUCAGCCUCUUGAAAUGCUGUCAUGCACAGUGCAGAAACAAACACUGGGGGUGGAUCAGGGUCAGUUUGCAGAAGUGCAGGGAGGGUGGUCGUGGGAAAGACCUCCGUGGAAGCAUCCCCAUUACAGUGGAAUGUAAUGAAGCAGAAACCUCAUCUGUGAGUCCUUGCUGUUUGUAGGAGCCCUCAGAGUCAAGGGUGUUGCUGUGUGAAGGUGAUUGCACCUUGUGAAAAUGCUGCUCCUGACCUCUGCAGACUCUCACGUGCAUUUAAUGUGCACCUAUGCUAAAAAAAAUACAUAUAAAAAAAUUAAAUUCACAGAGUGGGGAAUGGAGGGUGAGACAGCUUUUUGCUUUCACUAAUCUGUCAGUGCCUAAGCCCUGUUGACACAGUCUUUAUAGCAUUAAUGCAAUAACACUGUGUCAAAAGUAGCAGAGAAAAUCUGUGCUGUUCUGCUUUAAUAGGACACUUAACACUAUGACAGUAACUGCAUAAAGCUGUAUCUGGAUCCUUGAGAUGAAACUGGACACAGAUGUAUGCAAAAAAAAAAAGAGCAAAUCUCGCUGAGGCUCCAACUUAACUGCAGUGCUGCUACAGCAACUAAAAUGUUCAACUCCCCCAGCAAAGCCUGGUCUCUUCAUGCUCCAUCUACAAAGUAAAAUUGCAGGAUAAUGAGAUUGUAACUAAGUCAGUAAAUCACUAAAAUGUUUUCAAGUAGAUUUCCCUCUUGACAUGCUGAUGAAUUUGGAAAAUAUGCUACCAAAUUUAAAGCAGAUAGCAUAGGGUAGAAAGAAUGAAAUCUUAAAACUACAAAUUUUUGUUACUUUUUUUUUUCCCCCCUUUUGAGUCUUUUUGCAGCUGCAGAGCUUUUGGUAUUCCCUAUGCCCCAAUUUAGAACUGCAAAGUACUACUUUUUCUACAUAGUGGAAAUGAGUAUUACAGUAGGAUUCCUGAUGGGAAGGGACUGGUUUUGGUUGUGGGGGGUUUUUUUGUGUUCUUUUUUUUUUAAUUAAAAAAAAAAAAAAGCCGCUUCUGAUUUAUAAUUCACAAUGUUAUCUUCUCUGGAGUAGCUGAAACAAUUCUGUGUUAUGUAGCUGCAUUCUUAAAUGUUAAUUAUAAACCCCCCCAGCUCCUUGUUUUCCUGCCUGUGCUGCCAGCCUGUCUCUGUGCAAUCUGUUUUUAUCAGGUGUCCUGUACUCCACGUUGUCACCCUACUGCUGCCUGUCACUUCCUUGUGCCUGACCCUCUGCCACUCACUUUUUAUUCUGGAGACAAUCCCCUCUUUCAGAAAACCCCUUCUUUAACCCAAGAGCGUUCUCUCUCCCACCUUUUCCUGUCCACAGAAUUUUUUGUGAUGUUUGUCAAAGUUGAAUUGUAAGCUCCUCGGGGCAGGCCUGUGUCAUCUUUGUGUUUGUAAGGUGAUGUGCACUCUUGCAGUACUAUCUCAAAAUAAAGUGUUAUUAAGUUAA